AUGGCCAGGUUUCAGGAUCUUCCCGUAGAGCUCGCAGUGGCGAUCAUGAAAUAUGCCGACACCCCACAGGAUGUUUCCGCCAUGAUACGGGCCGAUCCGUAUCUGCUACAUUGCUUUUUCGAUAACAGGGAGCAAGUAUUGACGCCGCAGGCCACCAAAAUUAUGGAAGUUUGUGGAGGCCAUCUCUCAACCGCCCACUUGCCCGCAGCUCGACUUCGCCAUACUAAGAAGGAUCCCGCGUUCAAUGAUGCUCGGCCACAGCAUCGCGAACAAAUCGUCAGUCCGAUCCUGCGGUCUUGUAUCAGCAGCCACAAUACCCAUCACCAUGUGUCUCAUCGUGCUUCACUAGCGACCAUUUGCGCGCUCUCGACUGUCGCCAUCGAUGUUGGAUGGCUAACAACAAGCUAUGUCUCCCAGGUGCACAAGCAAUACGAAAUUUUUAGAGACCAGGAAAGUGUUCCUAAAGUCUCCUUCAAGGAGCGCCAGAGGUUCAUCAACGCAGGGCGUCGCUUCGAGAGCUACGUCCAAGCCUUUUUCCAUAUGGAGCAGCCAUUAUUCCCGACGGACGAGAGCAUUCGCCGACUCCUCUUUGCGCCGCGUCUUUGUGGUUUAGAGUCGCACCCUCAGAUUGACGCCAAAGAAACCUUUUAUUCUAUUGCAUACUAUGUCUACGAUCAGCACUGCACUAUGAUGAAUAACAUAAACCGCUAUCUGAGUGUAGCCACACAGCCCAUUAGUAGCAAGGACAAGGACAACAGCCAAGAGCUAGAAGAGAGGCAAAAGUGGCGACUACUAAAUUGCAAACAGAUCGAGGUGAAUAAAUAUGUCCAUUACCUCACAUCCGAAGGCCUAGGCAUGCUCCUACGCCUCCAGAGUAUGGAGCUUGAAGAUCAGACACGGUUUGUGCUAUCGAACUGUGAGACCGUCCUCGAUAGUCGACACCCUAACGUUCUCAUGGUACCUGGUAUUGAUCUCUAUGAGAUUGGAACACUAGAGGAGCAUAGCUGGAAUCCAUGGGUAGAUUCCAAGGGUGUCUUUGGAGUUACGUCUGAUCAAUGGAAAUGGGCUCAAUCAUUCUUGGACGACGAUCGGGGGAGGACUGGUUGGUUUAUGUGGUGGUAG
This is a messenger RNA of Fusarium fujikuroi IMI 58289, 1122 nucleotides long. RefSeq lists its product as uncharacterized. Bases 1 to 1122 code for a protein of 373 amino acids. The record is from RefSeq and is a predicted model, not a curated record. Lineage: Eukaryota; Fungi; Ascomycota; Sordariomycetes; Hypocreales; Nectriaceae. The transcript has a single exon.